Capsaspora owczarzaki ATCC 30864 is the source of this 1425-nucleotide messenger RNA. RefSeq lists its product as hypothetical. Bases 122 to 1201 code for a protein of 359 amino acids. NCBI's taxonomy places the organism in Eukaryota, Filasterea, Ministeriida, Capsasporidae. The transcript has 8 exons. The record is from RefSeq and is a predicted model, not a curated record.
UUUGACCGUUCUUUUUUUCGACUUUCAAUCUUUUUUUUUUUCCGCUCUCUCCCGCGUUUCCUUUUCAUUCAAAUCUCCUCUGCGUUUUAUCACAGUUUUGCAACAGCAACGCUCGUCAACCAUGACGCUGACCGAGUUCAACCCGAACGAGAUGCCAUACACGGCAGAGUGGGUGGUGAUUGGAAUAGCAAUUGUGAAUUUCAUCGUCAACGCUUCGGUGGCGGCCUAUCUCCUCUACUGGCGCAACUGGCCUCCCAUCCGCGCCAAGCAACUAGAUCUCUUCCUUCUCUCGGCCUUUGCUGGCUGGAGCUGGCUUCUCGGUGCAAUGAGUGUGAUGCGUCUCAUUCCUCAAGUAGGAGCCAUGCUCGCGUGCAACUUUUGGACCUUUUGGUACCAGUUCCUAUUUGGCUCGCUUCUCUGGAUUGUGUGCAUCAUCAUGCGCAUGUACCGGCUUUAUGUCAUCCUGGUUGCCUCGCGCAUGCGCAUGUCCAUUGCCAAGAAUCCACGGUUGUGGAUUUACAUUCGACUCGUCGCACUUUGCAUCCCCUACAUUACUUUCGCCAUCAUUGCGACGGCUGUCGAUGCAAACGGCGCGAAACCACAGCCCACUACAGACGGAUACAUGCAAGAAUUGUGCAGUUUGCGAUCAUGGGCACUUUACGUCCUCUUCAUGCUGACCACAUGCUACCUUGCCGUUUGCGCUUUUUUCAUUUACAAGUUGCGAAACAUUCGCAAGUUCUUGAACGAGUACCGCGAAUCCAAGAUUGCCUUUGGUUGCAUCGUCUUCCUCUUCAUCGUCUACAUUGUCAUUCACGUUGGCUCGUACCAGCGACAAGUGUGGGGCCGCGUUCUGGCGACCUGCCUAAUCCUGGUGACCAUCAACGUGGCCUACUGGGUUUUCGUCGGUCGUAUCGUUUACGGGCGAUGGUUCAACCCAGAAGAGUUCCUUGCCGAAUUCCAGGCCACAAAAGACUACGAAUACAACUCGACCAGCAAGCAGUCCAAGUCCAAAGGAACAAAAUCGGUCAAAUCCAACCCGGACACAAGCCGAUCAUCCACCGAGCAAAAGUCAAACGUUGAAAACCAAUCAGAAUUCGAGAUUCGAGCAGAAGGUGGCACGUUUGCCCUCACCACCAUGGAGGAGGUCGAAAUUCCGGACGACGCGGCCGCCACGGAAACAGUUGCAGCUGCUGAAGCCUAGACAAACCAAACCUUGUACAUUUUUUUCCAACAGCUGCGUUUCACGAUGAGAAUGUCUAUUACAAAUUGUCGUUGCGUUUUCGUUUGUUUGGGGGGGGGGGUGAGGAAAGAUCAGAAUUGCUGGUGAUUUUGGUUUCCUUUUGUCUGUUUGUUUUCGAUUUGUGUGUGUCUUGGUUGUUUGUUCGGUUGGUUGCUCCGGGUUAAUUUUGCUUCUGAGUUGUUUCG